AUGUCGCUAGUCGGCCCAAACUUGCACUGGGCAUCCGCAAAUGAUAGCUAUGAUGCCCCCACCUCAGUUGCCUUUUCUUUAGAUGCCCUUGGCAGCAGCGUCAUCUCUAUUGCCCGAGACGACCUCGCUCGAGAAUGUCAAGCCCGGCACCUUCAUGACGCCCACUACUCUGCCCACACUGCCUUGGCCCCCGAUAGCACCGACCCACCCGAGGACAUCCACUGGCCCAGUGGGGACGGAGUGUUCACCGAAGUCAAAAAGUUCUUCCCCAUCUACCCUGGUGCCAACAUCCCACCAAGCCUUAAGCUAUCCACCGCCCCACCAGCCAAUCUGGAAUCCUUCCACCCCCAAUUCCGGCUCUGGUACGAGGCAAUGAAGUACCUUCACGAUCACAAUGAGUCCCAGAGCAUCCAUUCCCACGCCCACAUCUUCAGCGCCGACACCAUCCCAACCGAUCGAUUUCCAGACAGCGACCUAGCUACGCAUCUGACAUAUUCCCCAUCCACCGUCAGUGCAUUUGCAGCUGAGGUCCCCACCUACAAAGCCCUCUUCGAAGAAUUCAAACGGCACUCGGCCCUCUCUACUUUAGCAUCUACUAAUCAUGUCACUACCCAAGAAGCUCCAGCAGCCCCCCUUCCAGCAGGGGCCCCAUUCGAUAGCAAACUUUUUGCCCAGAUCAUGGCCAACGCUCUCAAAGGCGCCAAUGCCAGCACCAAGGAAAAGAUCUGGCCCGCACUUCAGCCAGUGCCAAAGACUCUUUCAGCUUGA
Messenger RNA from Cylindrotheca closterium, 768 nucleotides. The record is from the annotation of a GenBank genome assembly. Lineage: Eukaryota; Bacillariophyta; Bacillariophyceae; Bacillariales; Bacillariaceae.